This is a messenger RNA of Rosa rugosa (rugosa rose), 957 nucleotides long. Its product is annotated as putative wall-associated receptor kinase-like 16. Gene Ontology annotation, molecular function: protein serine/threonine kinase activity; ATP binding. The record is from RefSeq and is a predicted model, not a curated record. NCBI's taxonomy places the organism in Eukaryota, Viridiplantae, Streptophyta, Magnoliopsida, Rosales, Rosaceae. The transcript has a single exon. Gene Ontology annotation, cellular component: plasma membrane. The coding region runs from base 1 to 792 and encodes 263 amino acids. Gene Ontology annotation, biological process: protein phosphorylation; cell surface receptor signaling pathway.
AUGGAGAUCAGUUUUGCAAAAGAAAAGGUACUAGUGGAGGAGGGCCAAAUCGAGUGUUUUAUAAAUGAGAUUAUCACUCUUGCCCAUAUCAACCAUCAAAAUGUGAUCAAGUUCUUGGGCUGCUGUUUAGAGACUGAAGCUCCCAUUUUGGUUUAUGAAUUCACCUCUAACAGGACCCUUUUCGAUUACAUUCAUGAUUGGAAAAAUGGGAAAGUUGCAAUGCCACAUUGGGAUAUCCUUAUGGAGAUAGCAUCAGAAUCUGCAGCAGGUCUUGCUUAUUUGCAUUCUUCAUCAAUCAUUCAUGGAAAUGUCAAAUCUUCCAACAUUUUACUAACUGAUUGCUUGGUCAAAGUUGCUGGUUUUGGACCUCCAAGUUUAGUCCCUAGCAAUGAGUCCCAGAUAAGUACAUUGGUGCAGAGGACACUCGGUUAUCUGGACCCAGAGUAUUUCGUUACAGGCCAAUUGACAGAUAAGAGUGAUGUCUACAGCUUUGGAGUCGUUUUGGUAGAAAUUUUAACUGGAGAGAAGCCCAUAUCCUUUAAUAGACCAAAAAAUCAACGAAUCAUAACUUGUCAUUUCCUUUUGUCCAUGGAUCAACAAAAUGGCCUGUUUCAGAUUCUUGCUCCACAAGUUAAGGAAGAAAACAAAGAACAAGUCAGAACAGUCGCAGAACUCGCAAAGCAAUGCCUCAAGUUGAGUAGUGCAGAAAGACCAACAAUGGAAGAAGUGGCCCGAGAGUUAAAGAGGCUGUCACUCCUGUCAGACACGUAUCUUACGGUUCAUGUUAGUUAAUUUUCAACCAUCAUGACACUGAAAAUCUUCUCUUCUCCUAGCUGCUAGGGAUUUGUAUAUCAGGAAACAGGGCAAAUAUGUCAUUGUCCUUUCAUAUAUAUGUUUGCUUCUAAUAUGUACUACACUUAUUUUAGCUCGAUUUCUUUAUCCGAGUAGGUUGGUAAA